This is a messenger RNA of Vanessa atalanta (red admiral), 4433 nucleotides long. RefSeq names its product claspin. The record is from RefSeq and is a predicted model, not a curated record. The coding region runs from base 218 to 4369 and encodes 1383 amino acids. Gene Ontology annotation, molecular function: anaphase-promoting complex binding. The transcript has 15 exons. Gene Ontology annotation, biological process: activation of protein kinase activity; mitotic DNA replication checkpoint signaling; mitotic G2 DNA damage checkpoint signaling. NCBI's taxonomy places the organism in Eukaryota, Metazoa, Arthropoda, Insecta, Lepidoptera, Nymphalidae.
AAUAAGGCGCGAAAUCGUCUACUAAGCAUUUUAAUAAAAUAAUAUUUAUUAACAAAUUUAUAUUUUUAUAAUGAUUACUAACACUGACUCGGUAUUAUAAAUAAAAAAUAUGUAGGCCAAAACACUUUUAUUAAUAAGCAUUUGUUGUUUGUUACUUCGUUUUAAAUAUUUCUAUCCUAAGUGACUAUUCGUAUGUGAAACGUAGACACAUUUUACAAUGACUGAAAUUUUUAAUUUAAAUGGGGAUCCUUCUGGUGAGAAUUAUUUAGAAACAGACAUGAAUACCGAAAGCCGAAUAAGCAAGUCCCCUACCUUUAACUAUGACGAAGAAGUCUUUCAUGUAACAAAAAAACGUAUUCAAACAUUUUACGAUAGUGAUAGCGACUUAGACAAGGAAAAUGAGGAAGUUGACAAAAUAGUCAACACAUCAACAAAAACUACGGAACAACCUCUUAAUAAAGAAGAAAGUAUAAGCCAUCAUAAUACGAAAAGAUCGAGAAUCAAAAGUAUCCAAAACUCUGAAAGUGAUAGUGAAAAUUCUUCCGAAGAACUUGAUCAUAAUGAAAAACCUAAACAGUAUGAAUCAAUCAGAACGGAAAAUAAAAAGAAAACCCUCAAAGAUAAAUUCAAAACUUUAAUUUCCUCAAAAUCUAAAGACACAGAUAUAACGCCUCAUUUGAGUUUAAAUGACACUGAUGAUGUAAGUGAUGAUGAGUAUAGCAUUGAAAUAAAACAAAUAUUGAAAACAUCUGUUACCACAAUGAAAUCCAUCUGUGACCCUGAUACAUCUGAUGAAGAUAGUGACAGAGAAGAAAAAACAAUAAAGAAGACUCAUAAGUCCAAAAAAGUAAAAUCUACAUCACCAAAACCACUCAGGAUGACUGCAAAACAAGCCAUGGAAAAUAUGCAGAAAAUAAAGAGUGAAUCAAAUAGAAUGUUAAGAGAGAAGGAGGUGUCGUUGCCCUAUCACAGGCCAAAGGCUUUAUCUCUUAAAGAUAUUAUGAGCAGAAGAAAGCUUGCAGUUACAUCCGAUGGAAAGGCAAUGCCUAUUAAAAUGAAUGGUGAACAAUUAAAACAAUAUGCUAUGAUGUUAGAACAAAGACAAAAAGAAGUUAUAGAAUUGUGUAAAAGUGACACAGAAGAUGAGGAGAAUGAUCAAGAGAUUGAAACAGUUAAAAAUGUAGUUGAGUCUGAUUGUGAGAAUAAAAUAGAACUCACAAAUAACCUGCAGAAUAUUAUUGAUGAAAAAGAUAUAAAUAACAUUGAUAGUAAGGAAGAAAACAGCAAAGAUAAUAGCAAUCAGAUUAAUUCAUCAGUUAAUGUAAAUGUUCAAGAAAAUGUUGAUGAGAAUCAUUCUCAAAAUAAUGAUGAAAUGGAAGUAGAUGAAAUUACAGAAGUUAGACAUAGUUCAAUAGAUAAAUUGAAUACAUCAAUUGAAGAAGACAUAAAUAUGUGUGUAGGCACGACAAAUGAAAAAGAGGAUUUUCAACAAAAUGAAAUUACUACAGACAGCAUAGCUAUUGCACAAAAUGAAAGUCAAACUUUGGCUUUACAUUUUGACUCUGAAAAAGUUAAUAGUUUCGAUCCUAAAGAAUCUAAUACAGUAGAUACCAAUGAAACUGAUGGAAAUAAUAUUAGCAGCAAGAAUAAUGAUUCCUUCGAUGAUGAAUUGAAUUAUGAAGAAUUAGAUACAUUUGUUAAAAAGGCCGAAAUGUUAAAUAAUAUUAACAAAAAAGCAGAAGACAUAUUAGAUAUUAAUAUUACUAUAAAUACUACGCCAAAAUUGGAUGGUUGUCCAGGUUCCCUUAUAAAUUUGGAUGAUAGUGAUGCUUCAGAACCGCAUAGACUAAGUGGUGUAGAGAUUCUGAAGGAAAGAUUCACAUACUUCGCUAAACUCAACUCUCUGGAAGAAAAGGAAAAAGAUAGAGAAAAGAAAUACAAACCAGGAACUCAGCAUUUAAAACUAAAACAAGAGUUAGAACAGCAAAUAUCUGAACAGAGGGCAAGUGAAUGGGAGAAGCGUAUUGAAGAAGAAAAACAACUGAAAUCUGAAGCAGACGGGAAUUUGUCAGAUGAAGAUAUCGAAAAAAUGGAGGCUAAACUAGAAGCUAUUGAUGCCGAUCAUAAAUCUGAUAUUGAAAGUUCUGAAAGUGAAGAAGAACCAAUUGAAGAUGAUGUGAUUUUAGAAGACAAACCAAAGAAACGUAAUCCUAUGGUUGAUGAUGAAGCAGAAGAAUCGGAUUGUGAUGAUGUGAUUAGUGAUAAAGAAACAUCCAAUGCUGAGCUUGAAAAUAAGGAAACAGAUUGUGAUGCAGAUUUGGAAGACUGUGAUGAUGAAUCAAGUGAUAGUUCAGAAUCAGAUGAAGAAAUUGAACUUAAGCCUAAAAAAGGCCGCAUAUUGAAAGCAUUUGAAGAUUCAGAUGACGAAUCUGCUUCAAAUAAUCAGCAAUCUGCAAUAAAUUACGAGGAAAAUAAUGCUUCAUUUAAAGUAUCUCAAACUAUAGACGACAACGAAGUUAUCAAAGAGACCCAAGAUGACGAUUUGCAAUUGGCUCAAGCAAAUAAAUCAUCGGAUGACUUAUUUUCGACUCAAGAAUCCAAUAACCUAGCAUUAUCCACAUUAAAUAGAAACAAUGAAGAUAAUAUGAGUUCUGAUUUGGGCACUCAAUCAUUUUCAAUUAUGAAUUCUGUUGGGACUAAACAUCAAGCAUUGGAUCUAAAUUCGCCUGAUAAGAUCUCUGUUGUUUGUGAAUCGCAAGAGGAUGUGAAUUUGGAUCACAUUGUUGGAAUGUGCUCUGGAAGCUUUUCCCAAAAUCUCGUGAGCUUACCAAAUCCACCUCCUCUAUCACAGUCUCAAGAAAUCGGGGAUGAUAUAGUGAAUUUAUGUACCGGGAAAUUUUAUGAUAAUCCAUUUGUAUCCCAAAUUGAUAAGGAAAAUAUUGAUGAAGAAAACAAAAAAUCUGUUCCUAAUGAAAAUGAUCAAUCCCAAGAAAUUAGUGAUGAUGUAGCAGCUCUUUGUACCGGAAAAUUUUACGAUAAUCCAAUGGUAUCACAAAAUACUGGCAAUGACAAAAUGAUCAGUAAUGAAGUGACUGAAACUUCUGAACAAAGAGGAACAAAAGAAACAACCAUCUUAAAUUCAAUACUUGAUGAACUAGAUGAACCAGAAUUAGAUAUUCCUAAACAAAAUAAGUAUUUCUAUAAUAGCCAACCCAAGAAUAAAAUCAGUAUUGAUAAUAGUCAAUUGAAAAAGAAAUUCGUUAUAGACUCUGAUGAUGAAAAUAUCGAAAUGCCUGUCAAAAAAAUUAAAAAGUUGAAGAAACGAAAAGCUGAGGCGAGGGCACUUCAAAUUUCAGAUGAUGAAGAAGAUCCUGAAGAGGACCAAGAUGAUUUUGAGUCAGAAAACGAGGAAGAAGAUAGAAUUGUGGAAUAUGAUUCAGAAGAAAAUGAGGUAGAGGUCCGAGUAAAACCUCUCAAGAAGAAACGAGUUGGCGAGUUUUUUGAAAAUGAAGCAGAAUUAACUUCUGAAGAUGAAUGGGUUGGGUCGGGCGAUGAAGAUGAGAGGGGGCUGGACCGCAUGGAGCGGGAGGAAGGAGAUGACGACAAGUUCCACCAAGGCCAGCUGCAGAGGCAGCUUGGUCAGAUUCAUAUGCGUGAAGUUCUUGAUCAAGAUAAACGCGAAGUGAGAUUAUUGCAAGAAUUGCUGUUUGAAGAUGGCGAUUUAGGCGAUGGACAUCGACAGCGCAAAUUCCGAUGGAAAAAUGCAGACGGUGAAAUGGAACCCAGUGCGAAUCCUGACGAAUUUGCUGACACUCAAGAAGACGAAUUCGAGUCUGAAGAGCAAUGGAGGAAACAGAGACACGAAAGGGAAAUGUUCUUAAGAAAUAUGCAAGAAAAAGAUCAAGAAAAUCUCGAUACAAGCAUAAACAGAACAACAAUCAUUAAAGCGAACCUGAAUUCUCGAAGUAUGUCGACUUUGUUAUCUGAAACGAAGUCAAACUUGGUUGAAAAGGUGGACGCUAUUAUACCUGAGAAAAAAACGAAUAAAGAUAUUCCUAGUCCAAAGAAGUCAUUUACUAUUUUCCAGCAAAACUAUCAUGGUUCUCUAUUAACCCGUGGGCGAGGCGCGCUCGCUCGUCUCGCAGCUCUGGCCACACCACUGGCUACUGACAACGACGACGCGCCUAAAGUCAUAGCUUCCUCCAAUCGACGCAACUUUGUCUUCACAGCAGUCUCAAAUGAUGAUGAAACUAAGGUAACAAAACGAAAGGCUGAUACAGUUAAUACACCAAGAUUAAUAAAGAAAUUGAAGACUGAAGAAACAGCUAAGUAUAUUAAAAAUAGUUUAUUCGAUCACUUGAAAACUUAAAUAGCCAAAUUCAUACAACAAAACAAUAACUGUUAAUAAGUAUUUAUGUAUAAGAUAUUAGUAA